This is a messenger RNA of Neurospora tetrasperma FGSC 2508, 748 nucleotides long. Its product is annotated as NADH:ubiquinone oxidoreductase 14kD subunit. Lineage: Eukaryota; Fungi; Ascomycota; Sordariomycetes; Sordariales; Sordariaceae. The coding region runs from base 170 to 535 and encodes 121 amino acids. The transcript has 3 exons. The record is from RefSeq and is a predicted model, not a curated record.
CAGAGCUCUGCCCGACUCCUGUCCCCUCGACAACUCCCACCGACCGAUCGAGCACGGCAGACAUAGCAGGCGAUUGAUUAUUUGAUCGAAGCGAAAAGCCAAUCGAGCGGGGCGCAAGCGACCGAGCAAGAGGAACACAGAACUCUCGAACCCACACGAUUAGCCCAACAUGCCUCAGGAUAUGCCCCCCGCUGGCGGCUACGAUGCCGUUCAGUACAAGCGCAACCUCCCGCCUAGCGCCUUCAAGCCCAAGACCUUGCUUGCCUUUGGUGGUUUGAUCAUGGUUUACGGCUGGUACCAUCUCUUCCACGGUAUCCGUGAGCAAAGAGAACUCGCCCGCGAGAAGAUGUGGUCCCGCAUCCACCUGAUUCCCGCCCUCCAAGCCGAAGAAGACCGUGAUCUUGUCCGUCGCCACUUGGCCGACGUCCAGCGCGAGAAGGAGCUGCUCGGAGACAAGGCCGUCAAGGCUUACCACUCGGACAGAUAUGUCCGUCCUACUUUCGCAAUUACUCCCGGGAAGAUCAUCAAAGAUUAGAUGUCGACCGACUUGGAGGAAGAAGUGCCGAGAAUGUGGGAAUGGUGAUGGGAGGAACACAGGACUCCCCAGCUGGUUGUUGGCGGUUGGCUGUACCUAGAUGAGGUACUUGCCUGGUUCAAAAUGAAGGGAUAAAAUAAACUUAGACGAGAAAGCAAACAGGGUGUUGAGGUAAUGACAGGUUAUGCGGCCUGAGAAUCCGGUUCUUUUGAC